Haliaeetus leucocephalus (bald eagle) is the source of this 8074-nucleotide messenger RNA. RefSeq names its product zinc finger protein 618 (gene ZNF618). The record is from RefSeq and is a predicted model, not a curated record. NCBI's taxonomy places the organism in Eukaryota, Metazoa, Chordata, Aves, Accipitriformes, Accipitridae. The transcript is spliced from 18 exons. Gene Ontology annotation, molecular function: protein dimerization activity. The coding region runs from base 399 to 3224 and encodes 941 amino acids.
CUUUCUAUAUUUAAGAAGUUAGAAAAUAUAAAUCUACUUACAGCAUAAACACGGACAGACUGGACAGAGGUUUGAUGGGCAGAGGUUAUAGCUGGAGCAUAAAAUUACCAUGAUGUAAAGAUGGUUUCCUUAAUUUUUCCUGCUUGAAGAAGAAAAUAAUGUCAGGUGUGUUGUAUAAAAAGUCAGUGUAAAGCAGCAGAGCACGGAGUGCACACAGGUCCUAUUUGCAAGGACGGACUGCGACAGCCGGAGCAGCCUUCUGCCUGGCCGACGAGAGCAACAGCAGUGGGCGGAGGAGCUCUUCCAGCAGGGAGUGUUUGAAGAGGAGCCCGCACAGCCCGAAAGCGGAGGGCUCCGAUUCGGUGACAUCUCAGUCCUCACCCAGUGAAGAGGCUGGAAUGAUGACUGAGGUGAAAGUGAAAACAGAGGUACCAGAUGACUAUAUCGAAGAGGUGAUCUGGCAGGAUGACACCAAAGAUUCCAAGAAGAACAUAAAAGACGGGCCAGGAGAUGUGCCUGCAGAGAUCUGCGUGGUCAUAGGUGGGGUCCGCAACCAGCAGACACUCGAUGGAAAAGCAGUGGAACGUGGCUCUCCUGUUGGAUAUACACGAAAUCGAUAUUCAGGGACCUGGAUUUUUGACCAUGCAUUGAGAUACACAUCCGGGUCUUACGAGUGUGGAAUAUGUGGGAAGAAAUACAAGUAUUACAACUGUUUCCAGACCCAUGUGCGAGCACACAGAGACACUGAAGCUGCCUCAGGUGAAGGAGCCUCACAAGGCAGUGCCCCUCUGGCUGCGGAAAGGGAGAAGAAACCUCUCUCCAGAGCUGUCUUUGUGCUGCCCUGGGUGGAAUCCACAGAAACAAACAAUUUUAGGUACACGUGUGACAUUUGUGGGAAAAAAUAUAAAUAUUAUAGCUGCUUCCAAGAGCACAGAGACCUGCAUGCUGUGGAUGUUUUUAGUGUGGAAGGGGCCCCAGAAAACCGGGCAGACCCCUAUGACCAGGCCGUCAUAGCAGCAGAUGAAGUGAAGGAGGAGGAGCCAGAACCGUUCCAGAAGAUUGGUCCAAAAACUGGCAAUUACACCUGUGAAUUCUGUGGCAAGCAGUACAAAUACUACACUCCCUACCAAGAACAUGUGGCACUGCAUGCACCUAUUAAGUUCUCUCGAUCUCCACUCUUCGUGGCAGUGAAGACACAGGCGAGCCAAUCCAGCAAAAAAACACCGGCUUCAAUAAACCGAUGUUCUACCCUCCUGCACCGCACCCCCUCCGGUGUCCCACCCGCAUCCCAAUCCCAGAUGUUCCGCGCUCCAAAUUCUGGAUCCCCAGGAAGCAAGGCCAUCACAGAAAGUGCUUUCAGCAGGAGAGUGGAAGGCAAAGCGCAAAACAACUUUGAAGAAACAAACAGCAAUUCUCAGAACUCCAGUGCUGUUCAUUCGGGGACAGAAAAACCUAAAGAAAAGAGGUGUAAGCAGAACCCAUCAGAAACCGCAAGUCCCCUGAUAUCAAAUCCUUUCCCGCUUUUACAAAAGCCUUACACCUGUGGAGCUUGUGGAAUCCAGUUCCAGUUUUAUAACAAUCUCCUGGAGCACAUGCAGUCCCAUGCAGCUGACAACGAGAACAAUAUUGCCUCUAGCCAACCCAGAUCACCUCUAGCUGUUGUUGAAGAAAAGUGGAAACCACAGCUCCAAAGAAAUAACGCCAACAAUACACCCGCGAGCGGUUCAGUAGGGAACAGCGCGAUCCCAGAGAAGGAGCGGCAGAACAUUGCUGAGAGGCUCCUGAGGGUGAUGUGCACUGACCUUGGGGCUCUGAGCGUGGUGAGCGGGAAGGAAUUCAUCAAGCUAGCACAGACCCUGGUGGAUAGUGGCGCUCGCUAUGGUGCCUUCUCUGUCACCGAAAUCCUUGGCAAUUUCAACACACUGGCUCUGAAGCAUUUGCCUCGGAUGUACAACCAAGUGAAGGUGAAAGUCACCUGCGCCCUGGGCAGCAAUGCAUGCCUUGGCAUUGGUGUCACUUGCCACUCGCAGAGCAUCGGCCCCGAUUCUUGCUACAUCCUAACAGCUUAUCAGGUGGAAGGCAAUCAUAUCAAGAGUUACGUCCUGGGAAUUAAGGGCGUAGACAUUCGAGAUAACGGUGAUUUUAUCCACCACUGGGUACAGAAUGUGCUCUCGGAGUUUGUGAUGUCAGAGAUCAGGACAGUGUACGUCACAGACUGCAAAGUCAAUUCCUCUGCAUUCUCCAAGGCAGGCAUGUGCUUGCGUUGUUCAGCCUGUGCCUUGAACUCAGUAGUGCAGAGUGUGCUGAACAAGCGAACACUACAGGCUCGCAAUAUGCACGAAGUGAUCGAGCUCCUGAAUGUCUGUGAAGAUCUGGCAGGAUCCACAGGCCUCUCGAAGGAGACCUUUGGCUCCCUGGAAGAGACCUCUCCCCCACCCUGCUGGAACUCGGUCACUGACUCCCUCCUGCUUGUCCAUGAGCGCUAUGAGCAGAUCUGUGAGUUCUACAGCAGGGCAAAGAAGAUGAACCUCAUCCAAAACCUGAACAAACACCUGCUCAGCAACCUGGCAGCCAUUUUGGCUCCUGUGAAACAGGCGGUGAUUGAGUUGAGCAACGAGAGCCGGCCCACCUUGCAGCUGGUACUGCCCACCUAUGUCAAACUGGAGAAACUGUUCACUUCCAAAGCUAAUGAUGCUGGCGUAGUCAGCAAGCUCUGCCACCUCUUCUUGGAGGCGCUGAAGGAGAACUUCAAAGUUCAUUCGGCACACAAAGUAGCCAUGAUCUUAGACCCUCAGCAGAAGCUGCGGCCUGUGCCACCAUACCAGCAUGAAGAGAUCAUUGGCAAGGUCUGUGAGUUGAUCAAUGAGGUGAAAGAGUCCUGGGCAGAAGAAACAGAAUUUGAACCUUCAACCAAGAAGCCUCGGGCAGCAGGGGAAGCCACAGCAGCUCAGGAAGAAGAUUGGUUCGGGAAAAAUGAAGUCUAUGAUUAUUUGCAAGAACCUCUCUUCCAGGCCACCCCUGACCUGUUUCAGUACUGGUCAUGUGUUACCCAAAAGCAUACAAAACUAGCCAAGCUAGCCUUUUGGCUCUUAGCAGUGCCUGCUGUUGGUGCCAGAAGCGAAUGUGUAAAUAUGUGUGAGCAGGCUCUCUUAAUCAAAAGGAGACGGCUACUCAGUCCAGAAGACAUGAACAAACUCAUGUUUUUGAAGUCCAACAUGCUUUAAGACUAUCUUUUAAUUAAAACAAAACUUUAAAACACUGUUCCAAACAAAGAAAAAGAAUUUUAAGUUCUAAACACUGUGGACCUCAUUAUGAAUGCCCCUGGAAACCAAGUGCUUUUUUAUAUAUAUAUAAAAAUAUAAAUAUAUAUAAAAUUAAGUUUGAAAGGAAAGCUGAGCACGUGAGAGAGACAGCCCUCUGCCAGGAACGUGCUCCUUUCCAUAGAUAGUGUGUGGACUUGACAGACUUUCUAAUGUUUUCAAGUGGGCAGACGAAUGGGAGGCUGAUGUUCUAAAGUCUUCAGGCAGCUGAGAUCUAAAGUGACUUGAAGUUUCUUUUGUUUCUCCUCCACCCCACCUCUCCUCUUGUCCCCUGGGCCAUCUUGCCAUGGAUAAUCAGACUACAUUGAACAGACCAGUUCUGCACUGGACUUUGCUCCUUUGAAUAACUGUACACCUUGAGGGCAUUUGUCUGCAGCCUUCUUGACAUAUGGUGCAUGUUAUCAGGGCAGCUGUGUUUUAUGAACACCAGUAUCUUUAGAAAUCAGGAAGGGAGACUUUAAGGGUUUUUUUAUUUUAUUUUUAACCUUUUCGUAUACAUUUUUUUCCAAAAAACAGAAGUUACUCUUCUGUCUCCACUCCCAGUUUUGAGUUUAACAUGUUAGCUAGUGAUUCUAAGUUUGAUUUAAAACUAAGAGAAAUGGUUCAUGGCAGAAAAUGUCUGUAAUUGUUAUGUUUCUUGGAUUUAUAUUUUUACAGCAUAACUUCUUUUCUGAAUUCCCAGUGUUAAUUAGCUUCUCUGUGAAUUUUGUACAUCAGGGUUUCUCAAACUUGUUCUAGAGUAGCCCAUCUGCGAUUACAUAAUAUCCUUAUGGGAACCACGGCAGUCACUUAUAUGGAGAACCUAGAAACCAGGAAAAGCAAGCAAGUGGUGUCAGCACAGAUGUCUGUGGGCCACCAGCAAGCUUGCUGGGGUCUGCCAGCUGCCAUUGAGAACCCUUGUACCUAAACUGUUUGUAAAAAAAUUUCUAAGUACACACACACAAAGUAACCUUCACAAGGCCAAGGACAAACCAAGGUGUAUGAUUUUUCAGGGGAACAAAGAUCAUCAGUUUUGUCAAACUGGGGUUUGAAGGAAGCUUAGAGAAGUGCAUGGGCUCAAAGAUCCUUCUGAAUGUAAGUGCUCCUGAUUGAGUGCAAAGAAUAUCUUCCCAUUUUAUUUGGAAUAGUUUCCUCUAGUAGCACGAAUGUCUUUUUAAUACCUACAGUGCAUUACACUACUUGUUACGUUGCUGAAUCAUUCUGGCUAGGAAGGCCACGGGCCCUUAAACGUUCACACUUACUGGCUCACCCCAAAUGCAGUUAGAGAUCAUCAUAAUGCAAAAACAUCUCAGUCACUCUGGUGUCCACCAAGGCCAGUGUUCUGCUGUGUCCAGUGCCCAUAGGCACAGUUCAUGGGCUGCUGGACGGGAUCUCUGCAGGCUGUCAGGUUUGGUGCCUCUUGGACAGUUCCCAACUGCUGGUGCCAAACUGUUAAUUUUUCAUCUCUGGGACUUGUAUCCCAGAGGCAAAUUGAAGCAAAUUCUUAUUUUUGAAGUAGUCUCUCCUGCUUCCAGUCAUGUGCUCUAGAGCUGUGGUCACAGUGGCAGCAGAGCAGCAUUGGAGGUUCAGGAGGAUGGACUUGCUCAGCUCCAAGCAGGCAGGCUGGAGGCUGAAGCCCUUCAACAGUGCAGGAGUGUUUUCUGGUUGCUGACAAUGCAGUGGUGAGACUGGAGGCCCUCUUUGAAAUGCUGCUGUUGAACAGAUGUUAAACCAAGAUCCCACCUGCCCAUCUCUGGUUGUAAUAGAAGUUGCAAGUCCCAAGAUAGGAGAAAUGGCAAACCCAAUCUCUCAGGCUUUGCGUGCAGAUGCUUUGAACCUGACAGGCACUAACUGACAGCUUCAGUGCCAUGGGGCUCAGACAGGGGGACAGUUUGCAUGCUAGAGACUUUCCCUAGGUCAAGGUCACUGAGAAUAGCUCUUUGCACCCAGCUGUCUUGCCCUUUUCAGCCUGGAAACAGGACCUACUAUUAGCUUGAGUCUAGCAUUUGUGUUGACCUGUCGGCACGGUUACUGGCAUCAGGGCAAAACUAGUUGUCUCCUAAAUGUAAGUUUUGCAUAUGGAUAUCUUAAAAGACACAGUCUGCAACCCCACUGACAACUGCAGGAGUAGCAGCACCUGAAGAUGAGCUGCCAAGGCAGAGGCACUUGGACAUCUUGUUUUCUCUGGCAGUGGCUUUUGCAAAAGGAGGUGUUGGCUGUAGGGCCAACUUUUCUUCUUGCUGGUUUUAUUUUCUCCUGUACAAGUCCUGCCUGCCCAGCCACCAGUUGGGCCUAUAGUAACACAUCUGUUUGCACUUGCAGUGCAGGAGAAACCUGUAACAAACAAUAACUAAGUCUGAAACUACAAACAAAAAACCCGACUGAGAUGUGUGCCAAUUACAAAGCGUUUGUGCUGUGCUGCUGUUCCCACUGUAAAGCACAAAGUAUCCUGCAGCAAGAAGACUUGGCUGGAGGAUGAAUCCAAAGCAAGAUUUGCUUUUGAGGCUGCAAAGUGUGUACUGUGCAGCUCAGCCGAUGGGCAGAACUGGGGACAGGAUUUGUAGUUCUUUCUCCUGUAGCACGUUACACCUUUUUGCUUGGUUCGCCUGAGACCCUGAAUGUGCAAAACCCUUGCAUUCCUUUGAAAAGAAAGUUCCAAACCCCAACACUCUGUUGCUAAGGGACAGGCUGAUAACUUCUGUAGGAUUUGCCAACUUGGGCUCAUUGUGUUGUCUGUCUGCAAGGCAUUAAGGGUGGAGAAGUGGACAAAGCAGAGUUAGCACAGGUUUAAAGCCCUGGAGCUGAGAAUGAGGUAAAAUUGCAGUCAUUUGUGCAACCAUUGGAUGCCAGGCUGCGCACAGCAGUGAGCUGGACCAUGGCUGCACAGCCAGGGCAUGCAAACAGAAAGGCCACAGCCACCCUUAACUCCCAGCCCAUCUCCCAUUCUCCUUUUUACAGUGUGGUUUUGGCAUCCGAUCUGGAGCUUUCUUAUUGUCACAACCAAAGAGAGGGAUUGACUGGCCCUCUCCCCCAUCCAAGUAACUGUCCCCUUCAAGGCAACUCUGGUUACAGUUGCACUAAUGAUGGUAUUUAAGCAAACAUGCAGCAAUGUCUGGUAGGUGAGAUUCUCCCAAAGACUUAAAAACUCAAUUUAGCAGCUGAAAAGGCGAGAUAAAACCAAAAGCCCUAAAAUGGAACAAUCUGGAAAGUAGGUGAGAAGAGGAGCUGGUUGGCCAGCCCCCUUCUCCAGCAAGUCAGUGGAAGAAGCCACAUCUUUUCAUGAGUUUUAAACGUGGUUACAGGGUGUUCAGCUCAGAGGAGCUAUUCAUGCUGUGUCUGCUCACAGGCUGACUUCUGUCUGAUACACUUACGCUUCAUUAAAAGGAGAGAAGCACAUCUGGAGCAUACAUAUUUACCCUAAAUGCCAAGCUUUUGCUUCUGUUUCUCCUUCCUCUUGAAGGCUUGGAUUUGCAUUCUAGGGAGCAAAGAUACUUUACCAAGGUCUGAAUUUUGGAAGCUCUUAAUAUGCCAGGUUACUCGAACCCAAACUAUUCUAUGAUUCUAUUCAAUGAUUGGCUCAGUAGUAUGGAGCAGCACCUCCUGUGGUGGGAGACCGGAGAGGAGAGGAUCUAAUAGUUUGGCCAGAGCUGUCAUGAGGUUCUGCUCCCAUUCAGCUGGGAGGAGAAGUCUUCAGAAUUGGGCUCAUCCUCUGGUAGGUCAUGUUGGGAAUUUGCCUUCUGUUUGUUUGUUUCCUUUACUCGCACUUGAGGAAUGUGUUGGAAUACAAAAAUGGUGUAUGUGUCCUCCAGGCAUUCAUUUGUUUCUGCUGCUUAACACGGUGCCUGACCUUGCAGACUUUUGACUUCACAGUUUGCUUUGGGAAGGGUUAUGAUCUUCAGGUGGGGAGCAAGCACCAACAGAAGAUGAACUGUUUGAAGUUCAUGUUACUGUCUGAAGUCCUGUCUGAAGAUCCUUGUUACUAGAAAACUGAGAAAGUGGGAUACAGAGGCAGAGCUCUUCAGAACAGUUGUUUCUGUGUGAGCACAGCAGCCAGAGGGUCAGUAGAGAACAUGGAGCCCAGAUCUGUCUCCUGUGUCUGUCUCUUCUCCCCAUGUCUCUAGCAGUAGACAACAGUUGUGUUCUGGCUUGCAAGAUGGGCUCGGUGUCUUGCACCUGGGUCGGUUUCAGAUGGAAGUAAACUUUCCUUUUUGUCAAAGCUAUAUGUUUGUUUUAAGAAAACUGAUUUGGUUGUAUAUGAACUAGUGCAAUGUGGAAAACUUUCUGUGAAAGCUGACUGUGGGCUCAGGUUUUGUCUAAUUCAGUUUGUUAAUUGGUGGUUAAACCAGUUUAACCUCGAGAUAAAUUGGUUUAAGCAUCCCCAUGAACCACCUGCACUGGUUUAACUGCGCUUGCUGGGUGUUCUCCCCUGCUGAUCAGAGAAUACGUCCAGAAGCAGCUCAGGGAGUCAUGACCCUUAUGUGAAUUUUGUAAAUGAAGUUGCGGCAGAUACACUCUCAAAGCUUGGGAAUGACUGAAAAUAGAGGGGAGACACUUCUGAAAAUUGCUUGAGCUCUAAAUGGUGGUACCUGAGUUAAUACAGUAUUCAGUGAGAUGUCUCAGGUUGGUUGGUUUGUUUUUCUCCAACUGCUUGCAAUAACAUGGAAGGUUUAGUGUGAGAAGAUAUUACCACAUAUGUUUAUAUUGGUGGAUGAGUCUGCUCGGCCUUUCUCAGUCUGAAGGACCGUUUCCACUUUCUGGAUCCCACAGUAGGCAAG